Messenger RNA from Ilex paraguariensis (yerba mate), 1086 nucleotides. The record is from the annotation of a GenBank genome assembly. Lineage: Eukaryota; Viridiplantae; Streptophyta; Magnoliopsida; Aquifoliales; Aquifoliaceae.
AUGACCAUCUCUUUUUUACCUGCACAUACUCUCAAAGGCUUUGGAAAUCCAUUAUCUCUUACAAGAAUUCAUAGUGGCCGCCAAGGCCUUGGAGAAAUUUCAAUGGCUGGUGUGAAACAUGUUAUGGCAAAGUAUAGACUACAAACAGACAAUCUGGGAAAACAAAACCAGCCAUCUUACGAGCUGCAGCUUGAGAAUACUAGAUAUGCCAUGUUGAGAAAAGAAGUUGCAGAAAAGACCCAUGAAUUGAGGAAACUGAGGGGAGAAGAGCUUGAGGGACUUAAUCUGGAAGAGUUAAUGAAACUGGAAAAAUUGCUGGAAGGAAAAUUAAGUCGUGUCCUAAGAACAAAGUGUGAGAAAAGUAUAAAAGAGAUUGGUGCUCUUAAGAAAAAGGAAGCCCAAUUGAUGAAAGAGAAUGCGUUGUUGGAACAGCAAACUCAUGUUGAAACCAAUGUUCUUCCACAAGGGCAUUCGUCAUGGGCAAUUGCCAACUACUCAGCUGAUCCUCCUCAGGGCUACGACAGCUUUGACACUUCCCUCAAGUUGGGCCCACCUUUCCCCAACUGAAAUUUGAGGAACAGAGGAGGUUAUCAGUAAGAAAGAAACAGUUUUUGAUCACCCAUCCAAUCCAGUUGCAAUCAUAUUAUUGAGGGCACUUUUUUAUUUAAAUAUAUUUUACUUAUUUUUGUAUGGUCUAUAGUUUGAAGUUCAGGCUUUCUGGGUAAUAUAUAUAAAUAAAUUGAAGCAUUGAAAUAAGAUUAGGAAUAAUAAUUCAUGAAGAAGUUGAUGAAAGUACAUGGUCAUGUGAGAGAGAUGGGAUGAACCAGCAGAGAUGAGAGUCUCAGGCACUAUGCAAUGGUGUAUGGUUAAAGGAGCGACGAGCAACAGCAUUGCUAAGGCUACAGUUCGCUUAAUAUGGGUAUUUGACAGUACAACAUAUAUAUUAUCCAUGCUUUGUUAUGAUAAUGUUGUCUGAUGUUUUCUAUUAUACAUGUAAAUUUCAGAAUCAUUGCUUGAUUGAGAUGGAGAAACUGUUGUACACUGUCCAAAAAAGAGUGUUUUUUGGGGGCAAAUUAUAUUUUGACC